AUGGAUCAAUUGGAGAGCAUUAUUUCUAGAGUUGAUGAAACCAACGGCGAAGUUGAAAGCUGUGCCAUAACUAGUCCUUUAUGUAUUUUCCACACAAAAUCAGGCUGUAUACCACACUUGACAAAUGAAACGUUUUCAUAUCUUGACAAACAUUUAACUGAGGAUACAGUUAAGAUAUUUCAGGUCCCUAUGCCGGGUGUAAUUGAGUACGGACAAACUUUUGAAGCAACAUGCAGUGCUGCUGAAUUAUUCUGUCUACCCCCAAAAAGCUCUCUGUACUGCACAAUACAGGAUCCAACCAAUCUACCCAGUACAGGUUACAAUACAAAUAAAUCCGUGGCUGUAUGGAGCUCAAGCGGGCGAAAAAAUUUCACGCCAAAGUUGUAUAUGGAGUUUAUACAACGUAUGAAGCCAGAUGUGUAUCAAGCGUUAGCGGACGGCGAUGUGACUUCUUCAGAGUCCCGAAAAAGAGCAAUUAAGUCAGUGAACAGGACAAUACAGUUCCUGGAAGAAUGCAUGAAGAUGCACAAAGAGGCAACUGUGCUUAAAAAGUCAAAAAUUGUGUGUAUGGUUGAAGGUGGUGACUUCCUUGAAGAAAGAAAACGUUGCGUGAAGGAAAUUGUUCGUUUAGAGCAAGAAUACAAAGUUCCUGUUUUUGGUUAUGUGAUCGAUUCAUUGCCUACAGAAUCUGUGUUAAGUGCUGCGACCAUUGCGUUUGUCAAAUCAAUUGUGGAAGUUUUGCCUAAAGAUAAACCAGUGAUAGUCCAUGGUGUAGGAGACCCAUUGUCUGUCAUUCACCUCACAGAAAUAGGAGUAUCUAUUUUUGACACAUCCUAUAUCUCAAAAUUAUCUGACGCAAACAUUGCAUUAAUUUACAACAUUCCCAAACUCGACAAUGAUACAACUAUUUCAGUAAAUGACAAAAACAUUGAACAAGUCUGCGGCGAAAAACUGAACAUAACAAUGCAAAUGUCAUGUGAAAGCCAUGCUAGAUCAUUUGAACCCUUGAUGGAGAACUGCACAUGUUACACCUGCAAGAACCACACAAGAGCCUACAUGCAACAUCUAGUUAAACUAAAUGAAAUGCUGGCACCAGUUUUACUCAUGCUGCAUAAUUUGCAUCAUCAUUUAACAUUCUUUAAAGCUCUGCACAAUGCAAGUAACUCUAAAAAGGCUUUGUCUCUUUUUAAACAACAAUUUGUAAGGAUAAAUAGGUUAAUUAGCACCUAG
Ciona intestinalis (vase tunicate) is the source of this 1230-nucleotide messenger RNA. The record is from RefSeq and is a predicted model, not a curated record. NCBI's taxonomy places the organism in Eukaryota, Metazoa, Chordata, Ascidiacea, Phlebobranchia, Cionidae.